CUCGGGGUAGUGUUGAAGCCUUCUAAAGUCCUAAUUCAUGAGGAGUGAUCGGUAAAAAAAAGACCAAACACAUGCCGAUAAUUGAUGUGAGCAUUUGAAGAUUACGAUUCGUCGGGUAUUUUGAAUUAUUGUGGCAAUAAAGCAUGGCAAACAGGUGAAGUAGGACCUUAGAGUCAACUAGUUAACCUAGCCUCACUUAGCUAACAAUGAUGACUUCACGCUGUCAGAGAGGUGUUUGUAAUUAUGCAGCUUUUACUGUGAAUGAACUCUUCGUUGUCCUGACAUAGGUUGCACAGUUUACAACAAUAAAAAAAGGAAACAAACAUUUGAGCCAUGCCUCUAUCCGACUUUUUAGCUGCAUUGAAGGACAACCCUUACUUUGGGGCUGGCUUUGGGCUUGUGGGUGUAGGCACAGCGCUUGCAGCCGCUAGGAAGGGGGCACAGUUCGGCAUGAUCUUUUUUAGGAGGAACUACAUGAUCACCUUAGAGGUACCUAGCAAGGACAAGAGUUACCACUGGCUAUUGAGUUGGAUCACCAAGCAUGCCAGGCACACACAGCACCUCAGUGUUGAGACUUCAUACCUGCAACAUGAAAGUGGACGGGUACACACACAGUUCGAGUUCCACCCCAGUCCAGGCAACCACAUCAUCUGGUAUGGGAAAAAGUGGAUUAGAGUUGAGAGGACGAGGGAGAAACAAAUGGUGGAUCUCCAAACAGGAACCCCAUGGGAGUCUGUGACGUUCACAGCACUUGGGAGGGACAGGCAGUUGUUCGUUAAUAUUCUUCAGGAAGCGCGAGAACUGGCCUUGAAGCAGGAGGAGGGCCGGACAGUGAUGUAUACUGCGCUGGGGGCUGAGUGGCGGCCCUUUGGAUUUCCACGGCGCCGGCGGCCUCUGUCUUCAGUGGUGUUAGAGAGUGGGGUUGAGGAGAGAAUUGUGGACGAUGUGAAGGAAUUCAUCAGCAACCCAAAAUGGUACACAGACAGAGGAAUACCAUACAGGAGAGGAUAUCUGCUCUAUGGCCCUCCAGGGUGUGGAAAGAGCAGCUUCAUCACGGCCCUGGCAGGAGAGCUGGGCUACAGUAUCUGCCUGAUGAGCCUGAGUGACCGCAGUCUGUCUGACGACCGGCUCAACCACCUGCUCACCGUGGCUCCACAGCAGAGCAUCAUUCUGCUGGAGGACGUAGAUGCUGCUUUCGUCAGCCGGGAGCUGCUUCCCACUGAGAAUCCAAUGGCUUAUCAAGGCAUGGGAAGGCUGACAUUCAGUGGACUUCUGAAUGCCUUGGAUGGGGUGGCUUCCUCUGAAGCAAGAAUAGUAUUCAUGACUACCAAUUUUAUUGACAGGCUUGAUCCUGCUCUGAUCCGUCCUGGUCGGGUGGACCUAAAACAGUACGUGGGCAACUGCACCCACUGGCAGCUCACGCAGAUGUUCCGUCGGUUCUACCCUGCGGAGUCUGCGUCGGAAGCAGAGAGGUUCGCGGAGCGUGCUCUCGCCGCGUACACAGAGAUCAGCGCUGCACAAGUGCAGGGACACUUUAUGCUCUACAAACAGGACGCCACUGGCUCCAUCGACAACGUGGCCAGAAUCAAGGAGUGAGCACUCAUGGGAAUUACAAGGAAAGUGGUCAAUGAGGAGGGGAAAACUGUCAUUUGGGAUCCUCUUUGAGAAAUUCUCACCAUUCUUCAAUGACUUUUGGGACAACAUGAGAAAUUAUAAUAUUAUAUUGUGGGGUGAACAAGGGACAUACAAAAAGGCAUCUGCAAAAUCUGAAUAAAUGCUUUGAAUGAAA
Molecule: messenger RNA, 1789 nt
Organism: Clupea harengus (Atlantic herring)
Lineage: Eukaryota; Metazoa; Chordata; Actinopteri; Clupeiformes; Clupeidae
Gene: bcs1l
Product: BCS1 ubiquinol-cytochrome c reductase complex chaperone
Molecular function (GO): ATP hydrolysis activity; ATP binding
Source: RefSeq, a predicted model, not a curated record